Molecule: messenger RNA, 318 nt
Organism: Verticillium dahliae VdLs.17
Lineage: Eukaryota; Fungi; Ascomycota; Sordariomycetes; Glomerellales; Plectosphaerellaceae
Exons: 1
Coding region: 1-318 (105 amino acids)
Source: RefSeq, a predicted model, not a curated record
AUGAACGAACGCCAGACGGGGAACGCGAACGAAGAAAAGACGAACGACCCGCAAUUCCCUGCUGUAAGGGUCGAGGAUCGCAGACUUGCAAUCCACCGUCCAGACGGAUCCUCGGGCGAACCGAAGCCGCCUGCCAUUGUACCGCGUCUUCCGUGCACUGGCGCCGCUUCUCUUCACUUUCACCGUCCAGGCUUUGGAUUCCACCUCGACUUCCAGAGCUCGACUUCCAAGUGCCCGACUUCCAAGGGCUCGACUUCUGGAGCAGGCAUCAACGACUCUGCUCUUACUCCUGACUUGACGAUCCAGGGACAGCCGUAG